Messenger RNA from Spodoptera littoralis (African cotton leafworm), 3960 nucleotides. The record is from the annotation of a GenBank genome assembly. Lineage: Eukaryota; Metazoa; Arthropoda; Insecta; Lepidoptera; Noctuidae.
AUGGCCAGUACAAUCCGCGUCUGCGCAUCCGUCUUAAUUAUUAUUGUGCUCCUCCUCACAACCAAAGUUGCGUGCUAUGAAAAAACAUUACGGAAAAUUGUACGAAACCAAUCGAAAAUGGUACAGAGACCAUUCAGUGAAAAUACCGGUCCAGAUUCAAUAUGGAAAAAUGUCACUAACAUUCAUUCUGUACGUGUCAGUGAAGCUCUACUCUUUCCAACAGUAGCUCAAAUGAAAACAGUAUUCCAUCAUAUACAAAGACCAAAAAUGUCAACCAUAUUGACUUCACUAGAAACAAGUAAAGGAAAAGCUUCAUAUUCGAAACCAAAGAUAUCAAAUCCAGCAACGACCAAUGAACUCAGGUUGACCAGAAAUACGUUUACAGACAUAAACGUAACGAGGGAACCUCCUAGAGAACGAACGGAAGUUUAUCAUAACUUUACCAAUGCAAACAACGUAAAAUUGGCCAUUAAAAACUACUAUCAAAUUCCUACACCGUCCAGGUUCUUCCCACCGAUAGAAGACCAUGGCAUGCACACUAGCCCAGAACAAAGAGGAACAAGCAGUAAAGAAAACACAGUAAUAAUUCCAAAGUUCCAGGAAACGAAUAAUGAUAAAGAAGAUAUACAGGUCAAAGGUAUUUUGAUCCCAAAAUCUAAAAUCACGACCCAAACUGAAAGUACAGUCAAUGCAGUGCGUAGACAAACAAUGCAUAGUAUUAUAGAUAUAGAUCCAGAGAAUGAAAAAGCUGAUUUUCUUAUCGAAGGCUUACCCAUGGAUAGUACAUUAUUCACCUAUAAUCUAACAUCCGACCCCUACACUUGUUCUGCAUUAAAAAUAACAAAAACGGACAUCGAUGCACAAGAAAAAUUUUCACAACUGAAUAUAGAGCCCUUUUGGACAAGCAGAAAGCAUUUUUGGAAUCAUAUUUUCGAUAGCCGAUAUGAGUCUCUAAUGAGGAAUCCAAAAUGGCCACCUUUGAAGGUUAUUUUAGUACCUCGAACUCACGUAGACUCAAUAUGGAGACGAUCAUUUGCACAAUAUCACAACGAUAGUGUUAACAAAAUUCUUUCAAAUAUUGUGAAAAAACUGCAGUUCUACAGCACACUGACAUUUAGUUGGAAUGAGGUGUCGCAUCUGAGCUAUUGGUGGAAAACAACAACGCACAGAAAUCGGGCGGCAUUUCGCAAAUUAUUAAGGUCAGGCAGACUUGAAAUAACAACGGGAGGUUGGGUCGAACCCGAUGAAGCAACAUCGCAUUUAUUUGGACUCGUUCAUCAGCUUACGGAAGGACACCAGUGGCUAAAGCAACAUUUGAAUUAUACUCCAAAAGUAGCUUGGUUGACCAAUAGUGUUACUCACAGUCCAACUAUGACUUAUCUACUAGCCGCAUCAAAUGUUAACGAACUGGUUUUCACAAAUGUUCAUUACGCUUGGGAACAAUUUUUAGCUGAAUAUCAAUACAGCGACUUUAUAUGGCUACAAAGUUGGGACGACGAUAAAACUUAUCCGUCCAAUUUGAACGACGUAUUGAACAGAAUGGGGAAUGAUCGUUACCCGAAGUAUGCUGUUCUGACACAUUAUCUGCAAUUUAAUUCAGCUGGCUUUAGAGCGUGCGGUCCAAAUGGCCCUCUCUGUGCUACAGAUUAUAACUUUGCAACCAAUCAUAGAAAUCUUGAUGUCAGUGCUUUCAAUGUAAAGGAAAAAUCCGAGCUGCUUCUCGAACAAUAUUCUAAAACAGGAACAAUAUCACCCCAUAACACCAUUAUUGCUCCUCUAGGUGGUCCGUACCAUUACGAAAUGCAAGCAGAAUUCGACUUUCAGUUCAAUAAUUAUCAAAAAAUUUCCGACUUUGUAGCAGCAAAUAAAGAAAUUUAUAAAGCUAGCAUAGAAUUCGGAACUACUAAAGAUUAUUUUGAUUUUUUAAAAUCUAAACAUAAACAAUUUCCUACUUUUAAAGGCGACUUUCUUAAUUUCGCUGACAUUAGUUCCGGUAGUCCUGCAUAUUGGACUGGCUUCUAUACGUCAAGACCAUUUACUAAGAUACUAUUGAGACGUUUGCACUCAACACUGCGGACUACAGAAAUAUUAUUUUCUUUUGCUUUGAAUCUUAACGUAUUUCGCCGCUCCAACAUUACUCAAAUAUAUGAACUCUUAAUAAAAACAAGAGAAACAGUCGCACGUCUUGUUGACCGCAAUGUCCUAAGCGGAACAGUUUCAGCAAAUGCCUUGAAGUAUGUUCAUAAUCAAAUAUUAAAUACAGCCAAGGACUGCUGGUACAUCCAGGAAAUUUCUGCUAGUUUCUUAAGUUUGAAGCCAGAGAAACACGUGGCCUAUUUACAAAAAUAUGUUUAUAGAAAUGGUGAAUUCACGUCCGUAUUAAGGACAGUUUCGCCCGGAGAUCAAGUUUACAUUUUUAACUCCUUAAGUCAUGAGCGAACCGAAAUUGUAGAACUCACUACAAGAUAUCCAAACAUAAGAAUCGUGGAUCAUAAUAAAAGAGACGUGACCGUUCAGAUAAACCCAGUAUGGACUUACACUUCGGAAAAUCUCAUUAAAUUAUCAAGAAUGUUCUACAAGAUUGUUUUUGCUGUAAUGAUGCCUCCGUUAACACUUGAACUUUUUAAAAUUAAGGAUACAUACGACGCUUCACAGAAUGCUGCUACUAUAUAUUGUUUAUCAUGCCAUGUUGACGAUGUAAUCAAUAACGGGACUGUAUAUCCAUUUACCAUUCAACCAAUACAGUCAGGUGACAUACAACUUGAGAGUUAUAAACACAGACUCCUGUUUGACGAAUUUACUGGCUUUCUGAAAACAGUAAUCGAGAAAGAAACAAAUAUUGAGAAAAACGUUAUAAUUGAUUACGGCGCGUUUAGAGAUUCUGAUUUUAAUUCUGGAAUGUUUUUAUUUAAUACAAAUACUACGAAACCCCUGCACGACAUUCUAGCAGAAUACAGAUCAGGAAACAAAAAGAAAAUUUUAUUGAUUGUAUCAGGACUAGUCACUACGGAAAUAACUAGUAUUUAUGGACGAUUAUUACAACACACAACUAAAAUAUUCAAUCUCCUUAGAAGCCCUUUGUCAGGUGCUAUUUAUAUGGAAAGCAAAGUAGAUUACGAAGUGUCACCUAAGUACAGAGAAUUAGAACUCUUUCUUUCAAUACAGACAGAUAUCAAUAAUGGUAAUCCUCCAGAGAUCUUUACAGACAACAAUGGCUUCCAGUACACUUCGCGAAUUUUAAAUAUCAGCCGUCGCAUUGAAUCUAACAUGUACCCAAUAACAAGUAUGGCAUUUAUACAAGAUAGAAAAACUAGACUUACUUUCAUAACAGACCAUGCUCAAGGUGUCACUGCUCUACAAGAAGGGCAAAUGCUGUUCAUGCUCGAUAGACGAGUCCUUUAUAAUGACGGUCGAGGCACUCAUGAAGGACUGGCAGAUAGUACUACUACGUGUCACAGAAAUUAUAUAUUGAUGGAAAAUCUUAUGGAUUCAGCUAACGCAUUUAAUCGACAAUCACACAAACAGGAAUUGAAACUCCCCAGUCUAACUGCAUUACAUCUAUCCAAUGCUCUUGAUUACCUUCUGGAUAUAUUCCUUAUCGAAAAAAAUCACACUGAACUUUGUUACUAUACUUUUCUACCCUUAGUCAAAACUUCUUUUCCCUGUGAUGUUUCUCUUGUUAAUUUCAGAGCAAUUCUACACAGAAGUACGUUUCGGCAUACUACCCCCAACGCUGCGUUGAUGACCCUACAUCGGCAAAGCUUUUCCUGUCAAGUAGAGAACUCUGCAGAACUGCACUGCAGUGGUGAUAGUCACAUUGUUCUUAAAAAGUUACUACGUAAUAUAAAGAAAAUAGAUCAGAUGAACCUCCCAGGAACCGACGAAGGGGUGCCAGUAUUUGUAUUAAGCCAUACCAACUUUCCGCCGAUGGAAUUGACUACUUUGAGGAUACAAUUUUAA